AUGACGUCCACAAUCGGCAUCCCCAUCAAGCUUCUCAACGAGGCACAGGGCCACAUCGUUACUCUCGAAAUCACCUCUGGCCAGACCUACCGCGGCAAGCUCCUCGAUGCCGAGGACAACAUGAACGUCCAGCUCAAGGACAUCACCGUCACCGCCCGCGACGGCCGCGUCUCCCACCUCGACCAGGUCUACAUCCGUGGCUCCCACGUGCGCUUCUUCAUCGUCCCCGACAUGCUCCGCAACGCGCCCAUGUUCCGCAGCCGAAACGUCCGCGGCCGCGGUGUUGGUCUCGCCCGAGGUCGCGCGACCGUCAGCCGUGCGCGCGCAGGCGGUCGAGGACGGUAG
Fusarium falciforme is the source of this 345-nucleotide messenger RNA. Its product is annotated as Small nuclear ribonucleoprotein Sm D3. Lineage: Eukaryota; Fungi; Ascomycota; Sordariomycetes; Hypocreales; Nectriaceae. The record is from RefSeq and is a predicted model, not a curated record. Gene Ontology annotation, biological process: RNA processing; spliceosomal snRNP assembly. The transcript has 3 exons. Gene Ontology annotation, cellular component: pICln-Sm protein complex; catalytic step 2 spliceosome; commitment complex. The coding region runs from base 1 to 345 and encodes 114 amino acids. Gene Ontology annotation, molecular function: RNA binding.